Messenger RNA from Loa loa (African eye worm), 1475 nucleotides. RefSeq lists its product as hypothetical. The record is from RefSeq and is a predicted model, not a curated record. Bases 12 to 1475 code for a protein of 487 amino acids. The transcript has 9 exons. Gene Ontology annotation, biological process: mitotic intra-S DNA damage checkpoint signaling; replication fork processing; resolution of meiotic recombination intermediates. Gene Ontology annotation, cellular component: nucleus; Holliday junction resolvase complex. Lineage: Eukaryota; Metazoa; Nematoda; Chromadorea; Rhabditida; Onchocercidae.
UAUCAGUUGUUAUGGAUGAAAGCGUAAUAGUGCUAAGUGGGGAUGAAGAUGAGGAUGGAAUCGGAUUCAAACCAACUCAAUCGAAUGUACUAAAUGACGAUAAUGACAUGAAAAUGACACGCAUUCAAGAUGAGAACGAUGCUGAUGGGGAGCCGGUGCAAUCCAGUUCGAGAUUUCUUGAUGAUGACAUUCACAGCCAAGCAUUCUUAGAAUUGAAUGAUGCUGCAUUUUUCGAUUUGGCUUCUUCAGACGAUGGAUCUAAUGGUUCUCAUGAAAAACCCCAAUAUGAAUUAGAUGAAAUACCUGAAGGCGGAGAUUUCGCAAACUGGUAUACCCAUGAAUCUUUCUCGCAGCCCGUACAAUCGUUGUCGAUACUCAAAGAAACUCAGCUAAUCACUAAUGAACUCGUAACAUCUUCAACUUCUGGUAAGAAAGCAGCUUCGAUAUGCAUAGCGCGCUCAGUUUCAGAUGGUCCAUGUAUGGACAAAAAGAGAAGAAAAAGAACAAAAGAUGAAGUAAACGCUGAGCAGGCUGCAAAAAAAGAAGCUAGAGAAAGGAAGAAACAAGAAAGGAUAGAAAGGAAGAAGCAAACUGAGCUUACGAAGCAGCUGACUAGAUUUGAACGAGAACUAUCUGCAGCGAAAAAAUCGAAAUGUGAACAGAAUCUGUUUUGUGUUAUCAGUCUAGAUUUAAUUGCUGCAGUAGAUAAUUUAGACGAACUGAUUACGGAAGUAUUCACAGAUCGCGGCAUCAGUGAUCAGCUUCUCUUCGAUGGCAUUGGGUUGACAGUUUGUUGGAAAAGAAGAGUUUUGGGGGGAGAAGUAGAAAAUAACGAAUUUAUUCGUAGCGAGAAGUUGAUGUACGAGAAAUUUUGCAUUUUGUCAAUGGAUGCGCAGCGCUAUGGGCAAUUCAAAUCAGCUGAAGAAAUUGCAGGAUUCAUUGAAAAGUGCCUUAAAAAGUAUCCAUUUCCAUCGCCACAACUUACCCUUGUUGUUCAUGGCUUGUUAAAAUUACGAAAAGAAAAAGUGGCAGACUUUGUUUUGGAGAUCUUUGAACGUUUUCGAGCUCAAACUCGCUUUGUUGUAACCACAAAAGAAUAUGCUAUGCUUAUUGCUCAUAUGCAUAGAUCCAUUGCGCGAAACGAAAGCCGACUGGAAGAACAAGUUCUGCCGAUUGUAAAUAUCGAAAAAGGUAUUACGGAAGGUGAUGAUUCAGCCAUUAUAUCCGAUUGGUGGAUGAAAAUGUUGAGCCAAAUGCAUCGUAUGGGAACCGAUGCACAACGGGCAAUUGUAAACAUGUUCCCAAACCCACAUGCUCUUUCGAAGUUAUUAAAAACGAUGCCAAUGAAAGAAGGGAUGAAAUUGUUAGCUGAUACGAAAACGGAACAUGGUAAAAGAGUUGGACCAGUGCUAGCGCGUAAAAUCUACUUGAUGCUUACAAGUGUCAAUGGUACCGAAAUCAUCGAUGAAAAUUGA